This is a messenger RNA of Bufo bufo (common toad), 1014 nucleotides long. RefSeq names its product G protein-coupled receptor 26 (gene GPR26). Gene Ontology annotation, molecular function: G protein-coupled receptor activity. Bases 1 to 1014 code for a protein of 337 amino acids. NCBI's taxonomy places the organism in Eukaryota, Metazoa, Chordata, Amphibia, Anura, Bufonidae. The record is from RefSeq and is a predicted model, not a curated record. The transcript has 3 exons. Gene Ontology annotation, biological process: adenylate cyclase-activating G protein-coupled receptor signaling pathway. Gene Ontology annotation, cellular component: membrane.
AUGGAGCUGUGGGGGGUUUUUGGCUUCUCCCUUCAGGUUGUGCUCAUAGUGGCUGCUGCGCUGUCCAACGGGAUGGUGCUGAUCUGCUUCCUGGGCUGCGCGGACCUCCGGGGGCAGGUGCCCGGCUUGUUCACCCUCAACCUCACCCUGUGCAACCUGCUGCUCACUGCCAUCAACAUGCCCCUGACCCUGGUGGGCGCUGUGCGGGGUCACCAGCCCGGGGGUGAGGGGCUCUGCAGGGCUGUGGGCUUUUUGGAAACUUUCUUGACCAGUAACUCCAUGCUGAGCAUGGCUGCCCUGAGCAUUGACCGCUGGGUGGCCGUGGUGUUCCCUCUCAGCUACCACUCAAAGAUGAGGUAUCAGGACGCUGCUGUCAUCCUCCUCUACUCCUGGAUCCACUCCUUGUCCUUCCCCAUAGUGGCCCUCUGCCUCUCCUGGGUGGGCUUCCACCACACCUAUGGCUCCUGCACCCUCCACAGCAAGAACCACGAAGAGGGGACCUCCUUCUUGGCUUUUAUGGUCCUGUUUCACCUGCUCAGCUUCUUCCUGACCCUCCUGGUGCUGUGUGUCACCUACCUGCAGGUGCUGAAGGUUGCUCGAUCCCACUGCAGAAGGAUUGAUGUGAUCACAAUGCAAACUCUGGUCCUGCUGGUAGAUCUGCACCCCAGUGUCAGACAGAGAUGCCUGGAGGAGCAGAAAAGGAGAAGGCAGCGAGCAACCACAAAAAUCAUCACAUUCAUUGGGACAUUUCUGCUUUGUUUCACUCCAUAUGUAAUCACUAGGUUGGUUGACAUCUCUUCAUCCGCCACCAUCAGUUCCCAGUGGGGCAUCAUCAGUCGGUGUUUGGCCUACAGCAAAGCAUUGUCAGACCCAUUUGUAUACUGUCUGACACGCAAUCAGUAUAAAAGCUGCUGCCGGGACAUGCUCAACAAACUCCUCAAACGUAGUUCUGGCAACACUGUCCAAAGGGCCAAUUCUUACGUAGGACACAUGGUGCCAACAACCUCUGAUUAA